CUCUGGCUCGUGCACCUUUGUACAGCCAGGUGUGCACUCCUGCUGUCACUCUGCAGUGUCACACAUGCGCAGGGCUCUGUGCAGAGCCAGGGAAGGCAGGACAGCAGCUCUGCUGUGCUCUGUUACUGAGCAACAGAUCCAACCUGGCCUGGCAAGACAGAAUUCAGCCAAAAGGUGAUUCACCUGCACACAGGAGCAGCUGCCUGCUCGCACAGCCCAGCCUGCAGAGUCAUUCAUGAAGGGAUUUCUGAUCGUCCUGGCUGGAGUUUCAGUGCUGGGCGUUGUGACUACAGAGAGAUCAUCAUGUCUGAAACGUGCAGUAUUCUCUUCCACAAACUUUGAGAACAUCCUGACAUGGGAAACAGAGGCAGAUAUUCCCCCUGGCACCGUGUUUGAUGUCCAGUACAAACAGUAUGGGGAGAAAUCCUGGCUCAGCAAGCAGGAGUGCCAGAGCAUCACCCAGCUCUUCUGCAACCUCAGCAGGGAGACGGAGAACUUCACGGAGCAUUUCUACGGGCGGGUGCGGGCGCGGGGCUGCUCCUCCAGCUGGGUGCGCUCCGAGCGCUUCGAGCCCCGCAAGGAGACCAUCAUAGGGCCCCCCCAGGUGGAACACGUCCCCCAGAGCCGCUCCAUCAGGUUCCUGAUCCGGCCCCCGCUGACGCCCCUGCGCGGGGAGGACCAGCAGCAGCUCACCGUGGAGGACAUCUACAGCAAAUUCGGGGCUGUGGAUUAUCACCUGAUAAUAUUCAACCAGAGGACACAGCAGCAGUGGACAAAGAAUGAGCACAACAAAGAAUUUGAAGUUUCCAACCUGGACCCAGACACUGAAUACAACGGGACAGUUUAUAUCUGUCUGCUCCAGAGAAGGAGCAAACCUCAGGUGUUUUGGGUCAAAACUCUGGCAGACAAGACGUGGAUUCUCUACUGUCUGGUGGCCUUGGCCUUCUGUGCUGGGCUGGUUUUUGCUGCCACCGCUUAUGUGAGCUACAAAUACAUCAAACAGCGCAGUGCCCAGCCCAGGGCCCUGGACUUCAGAGGGAUUCCAUCCUUCCAGCCUCUCACCCUGACAGUGGAGCACAUCAUAAAGCCCCUCAGCUUCUCCAAACCUUCCCCUUUCAUCCCUGAAGUGCAGCUGGCCCAGAUGAGCCAACACCUGGAGCCAGCACGUCCCUCCUGUCCCUACCAGCAGCAGGUGGAUGUCCCAGCAGUGCAGCUGCCCCCUCAGCGCUGCCAGGUGGAAAUGCCAGCUGCCAUCACUGCCUACACUCCUCAGAAAGCUGAGCAGGGCAUUGCUGCUGCCCCAGGCAGCUCCAGCCUGGCCCUGACCUACGGGCUGUGCGUGGAGGGCACGGACAGGAGCUCCCAGCCAGAACAGAGGCUGAAGGAAUCUUCUCCACAUCUGAAGGAAUCUUCUCCAGAUGGUUCUGAGGAUGGAGAGCUCCGAACCCACGGGCUGGGGAAGAGCUGCAGCCACUGGGAUUACAGAGAGCAGCAGCCAAAGGUGGCCCUGUGGAAGAGCAGGGACAGACUGGAGUCAGUGGUGAUCCAGGGGAGCCCCGGGCAGACGCUGCUGCAGACCUUCACUGGGUGA
Zonotrichia albicollis (white-throated sparrow) is the source of this 1591-nucleotide messenger RNA. RefSeq names its product interleukin 22 receptor subunit alpha 1 (gene IL22RA1). Gene Ontology annotation, cellular component: plasma membrane. Gene Ontology annotation, molecular function: cytokine receptor activity; protein binding. NCBI's taxonomy places the organism in Eukaryota, Metazoa, Chordata, Aves, Passeriformes, Passerellidae. The record is from RefSeq and is a predicted model, not a curated record. Gene Ontology annotation, biological process: cytokine-mediated signaling pathway.